Vitrella brassicaformis is the source of this 7618-nucleotide messenger RNA. Lineage: Eukaryota; Vitrellaceae. The record is from the annotation of a GenBank genome assembly.
CACGAGUUCAGAUACGUACACUCGCUCAUGCUCCUGAGUCCCCGCUGUCGGAGUCAUCACCACCUUGUUUUGGCAGCGCCACAGCCGGCCGCCGCUUGCUUGUCGCGUCCAUACUCUGAUCAUCUAGCCCACCUACCGACUCGCUCACACUGCCGUAUGCGUGAGACACACCGUCCGCAGAACUUGGGGGAAAGCCUUGCUGGUCCUCCUUCAGCAUCGUGAGGACCGCGAGCGAUUCGACGGCGUGGUGCAUCGAUAGCGUGAAGGCUGGACAGAGGAAGCCCAGUUGCGUCCUGACAAACAGUACACCAGACAAAUCAGGGGACAGGAACUUGACCGUGAAUCGCUCACCUAAGCAGAGACGCCGCUUUCUGCUUUCUGUUGCCACUUUUGGCCUCGCCAUAGUCAGGGAUCUGCGCCGCAAAGCCCUCCAAGUCCUUCUGCAGCAGCGCAUUGGUGAAGUAUAGUGAGGGCGCGGCCUCCUGCUCCAUCGCUGCGGCGGCCCGUCGCAGCUCCUCCAUCUUCUGCUCGCCCUCUGCCGUAUGCAGCCCCUGGCUCUCUGCCCACAGAGCGUCCUGAAUCAGCUGGAAGAAUUUCCCGCCCUGCUUGUCCUCGGCCGGGCGAGGAGGGAAGGGCAGAAGCCGUGUGUCGCGCGCUGGCGACACCUGGCGGGAACGGCUGCAUAUCGAUGAGGCAAAGUGGAUGAAUGAAUGAUCUGCGAUGUGGCGAUGUCUCUUCCAUGUGGCGAUGUCUCUUCCUUGCCUGGUGGCGUCAAGGAGCUUCUGGGCACGUGUCAUGCGGCCUGAGGAGAGAACCACACAACAGCUGACACUGGAUGCACUCUUGCACCCCAAACGCAUUCGCUUACUCCUCAACCUCCUGAUGUUGUCCUUGACGAAAUCGCCGGGCAUACCGAUGCCGUCACUAUUGGCCCUCAUCUCCAACAUACCUGCAUGGCAUGGCAUGGCAUGCAUGUGGAUGCACACAAUCCAGUUUUGCCUCAGGUCAGUGUGCUUCUCCCCACCGAUGUGAUCGUUGAAGAGAGACUUGGACUGAUUCCACGCGGCCUCGAAUUGUUCCACCAGCUCACUCGAAGGCAGCUCAGGGACUCGCGCCUCUGACAAGAAAGACAUACAGUGCGGAAUGUGGAAACCAUGUGACAGGGCUCAUUCUGCGGACCGAGGCACGUGAGGUCGCUAUCUACAUCGAGAAGGGCAUCAGCCAGGUGCAGCACCGACACUGUCGGCUUCGCCGCCAACGGCUCACCUGAAGGCAGACAGGCAUCCACAUGCACGCAAAUGCCGUGCCAUUCAUUUAUGUGUCUCUGACCCUUCCCCUUGAGGUCGAAUAUGUGUCUCGCGAGUGCCUCCCGAUAGAUCUGUAGUGCCCUACUCACUGUCGGCCACUCGGCGUGAGACCAGGUGGGCAGGUCGCUCCACAGCUGCUCAGCUGCCACUACAGCACUCGACCGCCGCCGACUCGCCACACUCGCGGCCACGACGCUUGCGCGUCGUUCGGCCGCGCGUUGGGCAGCGUCAGGCUUGGGUGCUUUGAGGAGGGAAAUAGCGAAGGCCAGCUCACGCACAUCGCUGCCUGCAUUGAUGCUCUCAUCCUGGGGACCUGAGACACGUCAAAGAACAGACCCAUGCAUGGGUGGUGAGACAAGGGCGGUGGGUGUGGGAGUCUGUGCAUCCUUCUGUCUGUGUCACCAGAAGUGAACAGGGCAGCGAGGAGUGUGCGGCGCCUGUCGCGCUCGCUGAGCCAUGUGGACGACAGCACAGACAGCAACUCGUCCACAUCGAUUACCUAAGCCACCGCAAGCACAACACGGGCGCCCAAAUACUGUGAGCUGGCCGGCGGCAGCUUACAGUGGUCUUCUCGCCGGCAAUGCGCAUUGUCGAGCGCACGGCGUCUAUCUGACGACAUGCAGUUCAAGGCGGAGACAGACAUGUGCACGAGGCCGGCGCACUCACUGACCUUCCGUGUCAGGAGUUGCAGGCCAGCGUCGGAAAGCUUCAUCCACCUUACACGGGAAGGGCCACAAAUGCCAUUCGAAAAAAUUUGUGUGUGUGCCAGCUCACUUGUGUGAAGAUUGGUUGCUCGACAUGACUUUAGCGGCCACCUCUUUGCCGUGCUCAAGCAGCAGGCACGCCUGCAAGCCCACGCACACAUGAGAUGCAGCCGCACGGGGGACGGACCGAUUGCUUCCUCCUUUCCUGACGUUCUGGCGUGAGGGGAAGAGCUUUCCCUCUUCCCGAUCAAGAACCAACGGCUGGAUCUCCGCCAGUGCUGAGAGCACAAAGUCGAUGAGCCCCACGGGGGUCUCCUCUAGCAUGCCCAGCAAUUUCAGGAACAGCCGGACGCGGAGAUGGCUGUCCUUGUGAGUGAGGGCAUUUGCGAUAAGGACGGCCAGCUGCCUCUCUGUUGCCAUGGGCGUCAGCACACGGCAUGCAACGAAGUCGAUCAGGAAGUCGUGAAUGCUUAGCCUGUGAGAACGGGCGAGACACGUGGGUGGUCAAGGUGAAUCGGGAUAGGACUUCUGGCUUGUUUACCUGGGGCUGUUCUGUAGGUCUGCGAGGGUGUCUGCGAGGAUUUUGUCGAACCACACGGCAGAGAUGACCUGCACAGACACACAAGACAGGCAAUUUAUGAUAUGCCUUUGGAUUGCUAUGCAAAUGAACCGACAUCGAGCAUCUUCUGCAGCGACCACAGGGGUGUUGGAUUGAGCCAGCUGAUGGCUUUGGUGGCGGCGUCUUCGAAGAGGUCCACCUUGGCUGACCCCGGCUUGGCCUUGACCUCCUGCAUGCUCCUCUUGUGCUCUGCCUGCACACCGUCGUCGAUCUCCAACUCGCUCACCUGCCAUGCCAUGCCAUGUACACACACAUAUGACAUGCAGACAGCUGACGUGAGACAGGCUUCUGGGUGACCUGUGUGGCUUUGCAUGGCAUGCCGUAUCCCUCCAGCAGCAGCCGCCUCAGCCGCACAAACGGGCUGAAUAAAUCAUAUGCCUCGCUGAAGGUCAGGCCAUUCUCGAUCGCUGCACUCCAAGAGAAAAGGAUCUCAUUUGCCUGUCUAUGUGCCAAGAUCACUUGUAUGCUUACACUCCAGCCACUGUAUUGACAUGUCAACGGGCAGGAGGCGCUGCAGCUGCUCGCGGAGCAGAAUCACCACACGACGAACCACCGAGAACCUGAUUGAUAGACGCAACCGACGGAGGGCGAAUGCCAGCCGGUUGUACAGCUCUCUCUCUCUACUCACCCGAGCAGUCGUGCCUUGUCGUCUCCUUUGAGCCUCUUGAAGAGCUCUUCUGUCUCGCCCAGGUCGUCUUCCCGCGCCUGAUCCACUCGAGACAGACCUGCACGAAUGCCGAGACCACAACAGCUGGCUGGCCCUGUGUGAUUGGCACCUUAGGUACCCGUGGAGACGAAGCGCACCAGGAGACAAACCUAAGAUGGACAAGGAGACGUGAGUGUCGCUGGUUGGCUUUGUAUGCCUUGUUGCGUCUUUGUACCUCCUGCAGGAUGGCGUCGAUCAUUCCGCGUGACAAGCCUACAGAGAGAAACCAGUGACCUCCCGGAUGGUGCAUGUGUUUGUGUUUCCCUACCGUGGUUGUAUUGCGACUCGAGCUGUGUGCGGAGGUUGUGAAUCAUCUCCCGUGUGAGUGCGAAACGGGGGUACACGAUCUGCACCACGUCCCGCAGCCUGGUGCAAAGCUCCUCAAAAUCGUCACUCGCCAGGAUGCCGUCCUCGUCGUCAUCAAACCUGAAUGCACACCAAACCCAUCGAUGUUUGGUCGUUAGUCAUCUGGCUGGCUGGCUGGCUGGCUGACUUUUGGAAGAUUUGCAGUCCAAUGGAAUCGAGAAGGUCCCUCGCAUCAUCAAAACUGUGAAUUGUAAUAUAGGUACGAGAGACAGUGAUACAUAUGUGUCUGGAAGGGUCUGCGCCGCUGCUUUCUCACAUGGGCGGUCGGGGCCACUGCAUGUCGGUCAGCAGCUUGCGCAUGAUGCGGACGUCACACCUGGACGAGAAGGCACAGACGGCAUCUAUUGGUGCGCAUCGGCAUAUCUUAUGUCUGUCUGCCGGAUUGGAUUGCCAGCUCGCCUCGACACGAAGUCCCUGAGAAGGGUCUUUGAGCUGCCGAUCUCUUUGACCUCCAGCUCAGUCAGAAAGUCGGUCAGAUACUUCAUCUCGUACCCCUCACCUGCACGGCCACAACAGUACUGACCAUGGGUGGGUUGGCAGGCGGCCAGGUGAGGUGAGCCUUCCUUCGCCGCACUCACAUCUCCUCCACAGCUGGACUGCGUCGGCCUCUAGCACCUUGACCCUCUCGUCGAUUGACGGCAUGUGCCACUCGCUCACCGCACUCAUCAACUUGCCCGUUGCUGAGACACAACACAACCACACAUAAGCGCCGAGGAAAGCUGUGGCCUGCCGACCGUGUUGCAGUCCAGGGUGCCUCAGCUGCACGCCUUUCUUCCUCAGGAUCUCCCUCAUCUGAUACUUGUCGAAGUGGGCUUUUUCGAUCGCUGCCGGAGCCGCGGCCAUCCCGGCAUCGGCUGCCAGAGGGGGCGUCUUUCCACUUCGGUGUGUCUCGCGCUCCUCAGCGUGUUCGGUUUCCUCUUCGUCUUCGUCAUAGACCUUAGCUGCACCAGCAGCAGUAGCACAGAGGGAGCGACAGACUCACAUCGUCCCACCAUCUAUGUCUGUCACAGUGUGUCUGCUUCCCUGCCUCCCACCUUUGCUCAGCUCCGUCAUGAGUGUGUCGAUGCGCGAAGAGACAGACUCCAAAUGCAUCGUCAUCUGCAGACAGCCAGACGACAGCACACACGUACACACACGUGAGAGGGAACGAAUGUGCUUUUGCCGUCGUGGUUUGGUACCUUCUUGGUGAGUCUGGUGCUCUGCUGUGUCACGUUGGCGAAGCUGAGCUUCUCAGGAGCCUCAAAGUCGUCAUUGCCGAACACCGCUCCCUCGCCAGCCUGACUGACGGUGACUGACGUGCCAACGUCGCCCACGACGAUCGACCGCUGGCUGGGCUCCUCAGUGAAGACCAAGGAAUCUUCCUGAAGGCCAACGCAGAUGUGCACACACACAAAGAAGUUGUUGUGUGGUGUGGGUGUCCGGGUGCGGCGCCUCUCACGUCUGGCUCAGGCAAUCGUAAGCUUCGUUUGGCCGAUGCCUGGCCGACCAGGUCGCCACUCUUCCGGCUGCUUCUGUGGCUGCUGGCCAUGUCAUCUUGCUGAGCCAGGGAGCCCCACUCCUCGCCACUCGGCAUGGGGAACGACAUCGACACGGCCCCAUCACCAAAGCCCUCGGCAGCAGCAGCGUCCAUCGCCGAAGAGAACAGCACCGACCGGCGCUCCUUUCCUUUGGCCUUGCCCUUGGAGGAGGACUGCAUGACCGACUUGCCGGGUGUGGGCGGCUGCUGCUGUUGCUCCUGCCGCUGCUGCUGUGAGACGGGUGUGAGUGGGGGUGAGGGGGGAGGGAGGGGUGCAGAGAGGUGAGGCUCGGCACCUGACGCCGGAGACACUGGGAAAGAGACACAAAUUGAUCCGAUGUGCGUCGCAAGUCUCGCAUGCGUGUGCAUUGUACGGUCGUCUUCAGGCGGCACGGAUGUGGUGGUGAGCCUGCUCUCCAGGUACUCGCAGUACUGCACCGACGUGUCAAGAAGGGCAUCGUACUGCUGCAGGAUGCUCAGGCUCAGCUGUGCCAGCUCGCCAACCACCCGGCCGCGUUCUCGAUCGUGGGCAGUCACCUGACGCUUCAACUCCUGAUCGAACAAUCAUGUCGAGACAACGUGAAAACGCUUUUCUGUAUCGCCGUGCUUUCUCUCUGGCACACUCACCCCAAAAACGCCCAUCUGCAGUGUCUCAAACUGCUGCAAGUACUCUGCCGCCCCCUUGAGCUCGGCAAGCGAGACCCCACUGGCGUCAUUGGUAUCCAUGGCCUCCUGCAGUGACGGCACUUGGGGCGCGUUGUUCUCGAGGGCGGUCCGCCACAAGCGCAGAACACGCCGUAGCAUUACUGCAUCCUCUCUGACCAAUACAUGGGCGGCAGAUGAGACACACAUCGUAGAGGAUGGGCACCUACCUGGUAGCUAUGAGCCGCGACCGAUCUGUGGCAGGCUUGGAAGGGGGAGGCCACUUCAACGACCUGAGAGGAUGAUCGAUGAUCGACCCGUGCAUUACGGCUUUCCCAUCCCUCUUGCCUCAUAUGUGCCUUACAUGGCUCCAGGGAGGGCCAUUGCGGGCGCGUGAAUGCCCAACACAUCAGGGAGCGUCUUCAUGUGCCGCUCAACGGUCAGGUGGGAGAGGCCCUGCAGCAGCACAUGUCUCAGGAACUCGGAUGGUAUCCCCGAUAUCUCGUCCUUCCUGUCGACGAUCAUGCCGGCCUUCUCGUCCUCUUCUGGCCGGCCUGCUUGGUCUCCCUUUGCCUCUUGUGGGGGCUGGAAUGCAUUCUGUAGGGGCGGGGAGAAGAAAGAUGACAGCACGGUGGGCGGCAGGGGAGGGAACCUGACACACGUGCGGAUGGAGAAGGAAACGAACAGAGAAUUUCUUGCCUUCUUGCGGCAUUCGUGUGUGUGCGUGUGUGCGUGUGUGUGUCUAUGUGUGUGCUUACCUACGUACCGUUCGGGUGCCGCAACGAAUCUGUGACGGCGCUGCAUCAGACCUCUGUGGACGGGACUGACCAGCGUCUUCUCCGACUGACUCAGCCGCAUCGUCCUGCCGCCAGCACCACUGUCGUCACUCUCACUGCGCGACCCACAGCCACGCCCGGCGGCUCCCCUGAUGGCCUGCAGCCCUCGGGAUCGUUUGCGCUUUCGUGUCGAGGAGAACGACCCCGAGGGGCUGCCGAAGGUGAGAACGUACUCACACUGCACACAGGACGAUCGAUGUGUCCAUGAGAGAGACAUGGGGCAGUGGUUGGUUGUGCCUUAAGCAUUCUCACUCACUUCUGACUGAUGGGCGCUGGGAUGAGAGUCGACUUUGAGGGAUGCGAUGAGGGGACAGCCGCCGAAUCGGACGAUGCUCCCCUCCUGCCGAAUGAGGGCAUUAACGUCUCCCGACUCAUUUCAAGGUCGUGUCACACUGCUACGCUCUUACCUUGAGAGGCCACGGGCUGUGGGGCUCCAGGCGAUAGCCAUCGACGUAUGUCCCAUUGGCUGCCACGAUGCGUCCAACGGCGCAGAGACACCACACCAGUGUCACGUGUAUAUGUGCCGACUCGAUCCAUCCAUCCCUCCAUCACCUGAUGCCAGAUCCAUUAUCUCGCCGAUGAAGCCCUGCUCGUCCGGCCACGGAAGCACCCUUAUGAAGGCGUGCGUCACACUCACAGACCAAUGCGCCAGAGCCACGCACCCCGCGGGACGCUGCUUGGGAGGAAAUGGCAGGCUUCGCCCAACAGUGACUGACACAGAGGGAGGAGAAAAGGAUACACAUCCAUUGGCACAUCCAUGUAUGUAUUCAUGCGUCCAUCGUCCAUACCGCCGGAGAAGUCAUGCAAUGGGAGAGUGAGAACGGGCUGAGCCUCCUCCCUCUCGACGCCUGCCGGAGAGCGGGACGCGGCAAACUCUCGCGGAUCCCACCGACGAAACUCCAACAUCACUGCCAUGGAUGAU